Molecule: messenger RNA, 1727 nt
Organism: Globicephala melas (long-finned pilot whale)
Lineage: Eukaryota; Metazoa; Chordata; Mammalia; Artiodactyla; Delphinidae
Gene: JOSD2
Product: Josephin domain containing 2
Biological process (GO): protein deubiquitination
Molecular function (GO): cysteine-type deubiquitinase activity
Source: RefSeq, a predicted model, not a curated record
CCCGCCCCAACCCCUGGAGAAGCAGGGCUCACAGAGGUGGGGCAACCCACCUGGGUCUCAGAGCAAGGCAGGGGCAGAGCCCCGGGGCUUUCUGCUGCCCCAUCCCCUGCCUGGGCUGGACUCUGGGACUCAGAGAUUGAGAGUGCCUCCUGCGCCUGUUCACCCCUCUCUCCUCAGCCCCAGAACAGGCCACAUCCUUUUAUGUGGGCCCUCAUCCCCCACUCUCCUCUGGCCUCCCAGCUUCCGGUUUAUCUCGUUCAGUCCAGGCUACAUAGAGCUCCCGCGAUGACCCUGCCCCUCCCCUGCUCUCAGUGCUCCCAUGGCUCCCCAGCACCCCGGCAGAAGUCCCAAGCUCUGCAGUCUGAUAACCAAAACCCUGUGUGCUGUGAUCCCCACCCGUCUCUGUCGCUUCAUAUCUCACUGCUCCCCUCCAAGCAAACUCCUCUCCAGUCCCUGAAGGAGCCCCGCCACGGUGCCUCUGGGCCUUUGCACAGGCUAUUCUUUCUGCCAGGCACAGCUUUCUCCUCUCGGCAGCCUGGAAUGUUCCUCCUCACUACUCAAGAUUUCAAACAUCACUCCUUUGUUAUCUCUCUGCCAGAUCCCCUCCUCUCUGUCCCCACAGCUCUGGCCCCAUCAUCUCCUAGACCCUUUCGCCCCAUCUCUUGCUCACAGCCCUCCCGUGCCCGUGCCCCUGCCCCGGCAUCCUCAGGCAAAGUCCCAGCCCCUCAGACUGAUUAUUUUAGAAUGUAUUCAUCUCCUCUGUCGUUCCAAACGGGGAUCAAUCAACUCUUCCAUGGCAAAGCCAUGCUGGAGACCCAGAGAUGAGUCCGCUAUGAGCCCUGCGCUGAGGGAAGCCAGGGAAACAGAUACACAGAAAAAGAAUACACAGCUUUCCCCUCUCCGACCCCUUCCCCUGCCCUGCCCACCAAAGGCCCAGAGACAGAACAAAGGUGCCAUUGUCCAGAGGAGGCAGAGCCCAGAGAGACAAGUGGUGGUGGGGUGGGCCUCCUGGGCUUGGGGACAGCUGGACGAAAGGCUGGGGGUAGCAGCACAGGAGAUGUGGUUGGGGACAGGUGGCUGCAACGGGUGGGAUGGGCCUGAAGCCAGGAGGCCAGCAGGGGACAGGUUGGCCCCAGACUCCCGGCUGAACCCCCAUCGCAGCCUCCUGGGCACCGGCAACUAUGACGUCAACGUGAUCAUGGCCGCCCUGCAGGGGCAGGGCCUGGCCGCCGUGUGGUGGGAUAGAAGGAGGCCCCUGUCCCAGCUGGCGCUGCCCCGGGUGCUGGGGCUGAUCCUGAACCUGCCCUCGCCCGUGUCCCUGGGGCUGCUCUCCCUGCCGCUGCGCCGGCGGCACUGGGUGGCCCUGCGCCAGGUGGACGGCGUCUACUACAACCUGGACUCCAAGCUGCGGGCGCCCGAGGUCCUGGGCAACGAGGAUGGUGUCAGGGCCUUCCUGGCAGCCGCGCUGGCUCAGGGCCUGUGCGAGGUGCUGCUGGUGGUGACCAAGGAGGUGGAGGAGAAGGGCUCCUGGCUGCGGACAGACUGACCCCGAGGAGGAGGGGACCACGGCCGCCCACGGGCGUGGCCCCUGCGCAUCCACAUCCAGUUCCCAGCGCCGGGGGAAGGGCCAGGCCCCGCACCUCCUGGACCCAGCGGAGGUCCCAGCCCCUUCCUCGCAACGCCCCCGCCACAUGCCACUGCUGCCUCAAUAAACCAGAUGGAUGAUU